Dracunculus medinensis (Guinea worm) is the source of this 439-nucleotide messenger RNA. NCBI's taxonomy places the organism in Eukaryota, Metazoa, Nematoda, Chromadorea, Rhabditida, Dracunculidae. The record is from the annotation of a GenBank genome assembly.
CCGGUCGAAAUUAUGUUCGAUGGUCAUUGAACUUGGUGGAAAUCCUUCAUUUGAUUUCAAUGGUUCUAUUACUCACUUAGUUUGUGAGCAGAUCGUUCGGAAUGAGAAGAUUUUAUCAUGUAUAUCAUGUGGUUUAUACGUUUUGAGAUUGGAAUACAUUAUGGAUUCUUACAAAGCGAAAAAGUGGUUGGAUCCAGAAGAUUAUGAAUGGGGAAAUCCUAUUUUCAUGAAAAAAUACCAAUUUACUUUGGAGCGUCUGGAAUGUCUUGCUCGCAGCUCGAGGCAGUGGAGAAUAGAACUUCAAGAAAUUUCGCCCCAUCGAAGAGCUUUCAGUAACUGGAGGGCUGUUCUAUAUUGUAGCAGACGACGUUUUGUUGAAAUUCAACGAAUUAUAAUCAAUGGAGGUGGAAUAGCGAUUCACAGGUUCAAAUUUCGGUAA